Molecule: messenger RNA, 1536 nt
Organism: Ixodes scapularis (black-legged tick)
Lineage: Eukaryota; Metazoa; Arthropoda; Arachnida; Ixodida; Ixodidae
Product: spliceosome RNA helicase DDX39B
Exons: 8
Coding region: 23-1288 (421 amino acids)
Biological process (GO): mRNA export from nucleus; mRNA splicing, via spliceosome
Molecular function (GO): RNA helicase activity; RNA binding; ATP binding
Source: RefSeq, a predicted model, not a curated record
AUCGAGUAGGGACAAAGCAGCCAUGGCCGACAACGAUUUGUUGGACUACGAGGACGAAGAGGAGCAGGAGCAGACCGCCGGGGAGCCCAUCCCGGAGGUGAAGAAGCCGACUGGGGGCUACGUGUCCAUCCACAGCUCCGGUUUCAGGGACUUCUUGCUCAAGCCCGAACUCCUGCGCGCCAUUGUGGACUGCGGCUUCGAGCACCCUUCCGAAGUACAGCAUGAGUGCAUUCCCCAAGCGAUCCUGGGCAUGGACAUCCUGUGCCAGGCCAAGUCUGGUAUGGGCAAGACAGCCGUGUUUGUGCUGGCCACUCUGCAGCAGCUGGACCCUGUGGACGGACAGGUGUCCGUGCUGGUGAUGUGCCACACCCGAGAGCUGGCCUUCCAGAUCUCGAAGGAGUACGAGCGGUUCUCCAAGUACCUGCCCUCAGUGCGGGUGGGGGUGUUCUUCGGGGGCAUGAACAUCAGCAACGAUGAGAAGCUGCUGAAGAGCAGCUGCCCCCACGUGGUGGUGGCCACCCCGGGCAGGGCCCUGGCUUUGGUGCGCUCUCGCAAGCUCCAGCUCAAGCACAUCAAGCACUUUGUGCUCGACGAGUGCGACAAGAUGCUCGAGCAGCUCGACAUGCGUCGAGACGUGCAGGAAAUCUUCCGCAACACACCCCACGAGAAGCAGGUCAUGAUGUUCAGCGCCACGCUGAGCAAGGAUAUCCGGCCCGUCUGCCUCAAGUUCAUGCAAGACCCGAUGGAGGUGUAUGUGGACGACGAGGCGAAGCUGACCCUGCACGGGCUGCAGCAGUACUACGUGAAGCUGAAGGACAAUGAGAAGAACCGCAAGCUCUUUGAGCUGCUCGACCUGCUCGAGUUCAACCAGGUGGUGAUCUUUGUGAAGACCGUGCAGCGCUGCAUGGCCCUCGCCCAGCUGCUGGUAGAGCAGAACUUCCCCGCCAUUGCCAUCCACCGCGCCAUGACACAGGAGGAAAGGCUUUCCCGGUACCAGCAGUUCAAGGACUUCCAGAAGCGCAUACUGGUGGCAACCAACCUGUUUGGCCGAGGCAUGGACAUUGAGCGGGUCAACAUCGUCUUCAACUACGACAUGCCAGAGGACUCUGACACAUACCUCCACAGGGUUGCUCGAGCGGGAAGAUUCGGUACCAAGGGCCUGGCAGUGACCUUCGUCUCCGACGAAACGGAUGCCAAGACAUUGAACGAGGUCCAAGACCGCUUUGACGUCAACAUCUCCGAGCUGCCCGACGAGAUCGACAUUUCCUCUUACAUUGAGGGGCGCUGAUCAAGUCGUGCCGGCGUCCCGUCUUGAAGGCCUCCAGUGGCUGCCCCAUCCUUGUUUUGUACAUCUGUCUUUGCCAUCUCUCUGAAACACUUCGAGUUCAUCGCGAGGAAAAAAAGAAAAAGCAAGAAAAACCUUGUCAUUGUGUACAUCAUGUGUAUGUGAGUCUAAAUCAUAGUUUUUGUUUAAUGUGGCAUUGCCAAGAAGAAACCAGUGCUGUGUGGAAAUACAGUUUGUCACUCCCACCACCA